Molecule: messenger RNA, 6307 nt
Organism: Malaya genurostris
Lineage: Eukaryota; Metazoa; Arthropoda; Insecta; Diptera; Culicidae
Gene: rod
Exons: 10
Coding region: 114-6209 (2031 amino acids)
Biological process (GO): mitotic sister chromatid segregation; protein localization to kinetochore involved in kinetochore assembly; mitotic spindle assembly checkpoint signaling
Cellular component (GO): kinetochore microtubule; cytoplasm; RZZ complex
Molecular function (GO): small GTPase binding
Source: RefSeq, a predicted model, not a curated record
CGGUUUGAUAUUUGUUAUUCUGGCGAAUGAGGAAUAAUCGAAUAAUUUUUAGUUUUUAUCCCCGAAAAGCUUCAUAAAUUGUUUUUAAAUAAAAUUCAUUUGGAAGUGCUAGUAUGUGGUCCAACUUUGAACUAAUUUCAAUCGAAGAUGAAACCGUCAACAGCGAAUUUUGUACUACUGGUUUAUUUCGUAUUUCCAGUGAAAAAUUGGUUGAAAGAAAUCCGUAUGUGACUGGAAUCCUACAGAAUCGUCGAUUGAUUAUUUCAAUCGAUAAAACCUUAGUGGUGUUUCAGGAUGAGAACUGCUGCAACGAUGGUAAUUUUUUAGACGUUUCCUGUGAUAUAGAAUGCGUCGUGACUUCGGAGAGUGGCGAUUUGGUACUUUGUGCACUUUCUAACGGGAUGAUAUCUGGGUUUCAUGUUCGAGGAUUGAACUUGUUUAAUUUAUCCAUCCAUCCAGAUGACUACAACGCGAACCGAACGUUUGCCGAAAUUCGACAUUUGAAUGGGAGCUAUUUCGUACAGUGCUGUAGAGGCCCAGUGUACCAGAUUGUUAUUGACGAAGGCAAACUAAACGAAUCACUGAAACAAUUGGAUAUAAGUAACAUGGACAAUGCACUGAAUUUUGAUGAAUGCAUCGCUAUUGAUCGGGUGUUCGAAAAACAUUUUCGCGAGAUAAGCACAGCUUUUGUACCGAUUGUAAGAUAUGACCCAGAACACGAUUCACCUUACACUGCAUUUUUGUCAACGAGUAAUGAAUCAAUUUACUAUCAAAGCAAAAAUUGUUUCGAAAAAUUUUCUCUGAAACCGGAUUAUUCGGGUAUCAAAAAGGUGUCUAACAUAGGCGGUUGCUAUAUCGGUUUAACCAACAGUGGACAGUUAGUUGAAAUUUGUGCCAUAGUGAAACUAACGUCGGAGCUUAGUAUUCCCUUCAAAAUAGAUGACUUCAUUAUUAUGGAAUGUACGGAAGAAGCAGUUGAAUUGCUACUGUUAACGAAACCAGAUGAAAGCGGUUUGAGACUGAUGAAAAUUGUUGAUUUUCCUUCAAUGGAUUGUAAAUACGAACUCGAUAUGAAUGAACAUGUAUGGUUGGUUCAGCAGCCCAAAAGUGCUGUCAACAUUUACUACAUCACUGGAAAUGCCGGGGACAAAAGGCAUGUACAAGAGAUUGAAAUGAAAAUUCUAUCGGAAACACAACCAUCGCUUCGAUUGGACAAGUUAAUCCGCACAGGCCGACUAGACGAAGCGGAAGUGUUUGCCAAACAGUUUGACCUUAGCUUGCAGUUGAUCCACCAGGCAAAGGUUCGUCAUCUAUUGGCCAAACUGGCCUCCAGCAGGCAUUCGGCAGCAGAACUGCUUCAGGAAAUGUUUGCAAAAAUGAUGGAAAUUUUGCAAAUGAUUAGCGACCCGUCUUUUUUGCUUGCCAUUCGUAUGUUUGCUAUUCCCGAACGUAACAUAAAAAAGCAGUUUCUUCAGUUUUUAUUGGAUAGAAUAGAUAAAAAUUGUCCUGAAGUAGGUGAAAUUAAUGAACAGUUGCUUCGAUUGGACACAUUGAAGUUAAUCGAUCCUUACGAGGUCGAUUUUGAAUGGCAAAAUUUUGUGUAUCAUCCAAAUCUCACCAAGCAUUGCAUUGAAUUGUUCAAAACCGACAUGGCAGCGGCCUGUCUUAUAUGGUCUCGUCACAUUUCUUCCAUUAUCUUAAACAUGGACGCUCUGAAAAUCGCCAGUCUACUGAAAUCAAUUCCGGAAGGUACACCUCCACUGCAAUUAAUCCAAUGGUUAAUGCACUUCGUGCCUCCAAUUCUGCAGCAUCUUCCUCAAAUGAUGCGCAUUCUGGUAACGUUCGUGAUUGGGAAAACAAAAGCCCUUCAGUUUUCGCCUUUCUGGCCGAAAAUUGGACUCACUUUCAUUGAAGAUGUUAUAGUAAUUUUCAAAGACGUAAAGUUUCCAAUCAUGGAUAUGCGCCUACAGUACGAAACAAACAUGGAAGAAAUGGAACAUCUGAGUGACGCUCUCAAGGAUCUUACGUUGCUAAAAGAAAAAUUCAAUCUCACCACUAAUUUCGAAAAUUAUCUCCAGGAAACCAAAGAGCACACGGCUUUUCGUCUAUUGCAAACUGUGCAGCUUUCGAAUCUGAGACGAAUUGUAAAUGAAUUUUUGUAUCCCAUGUUUGUUGGUCAAGAACAUCGACUACAAACCUCUAUCACACAGUACAUCCAUUUUCUGAUUUCCAACCAAAACAUCAGUUACUGGGAAGAACGUUGCGUCAUUCUCGUAGACGUUAUUCACAACGAAGAUAGCAAAUUGAAUGUAAUUCUUGACAUUCUGAAAUCAUCUCCUGCUCCUUGGUCGGCGACUAUAACGCCGCUGAUGAAAUAUGCAAACACUGACCACCCAAUAGCGGCAAAAAUUUUGCUCGAACAGCGAACGCAGAUCGUGAAAAUCAUCAAAGUUAAGUACGGUUGGCCCGCUAAAAGUCAGGGAUGUCUUCGAAUGCUAGCCAAUCGAGUGCUGAAGAUGCGCGAUCCCAGUAUGUUGAACGACAUCAAAGAACUGACCGAAUCGGCUCCGGAGAUUGCUCAUCCAGUGGAUUUGAAUGUGAUGCUUCGGUUGGCCGAGUACGGAGAAUUCGCUGCCUCGAUCCGGUACAUCGACGGAUUGGCCGAACAACGAAAGCAAGACUGUUGCCGUUCCACCGUGGAAAUGUUGAUUCAAAUACUAGACAGUACAUUCGCCAUUGACGCACUUACGGAAAGCUAUAUCGAGCUGCUGCGACUACUCCGGUCACGAUGUGCACCGAUGACUCAGUCCGAAAUACAUGACAUGCUCAACAUUAUAAAUCUACGGAAAGAGUUCAAGUUACAGGCAACUCGGGAGCAGCUAGUCGAUGACAGCGAUCGUCAAUUGUUACUGGAAAGCGGUAUCAAGUAUUUGAUAUCGAAGAUCAAAGAAGAUCGCGAGUCAUUUAUUCCAGGAUUGUUGGGUGGAAUGAAACGUUUGACGGAUGGUUUGUCUUCUGACUAUCUAAAAGGCUUGUACGAAAUAUUAAAACUCAUUGACAGCGUUCAUGUGAGCUGUGCCAUUUUGUCGAGGGUUGUCGAAAUCGUCGAUUUGAAUCGAAACACACAUGGCAACAUACAGCGCCUAGUGGCCCUGGUGUUGACACAACAGAUGAAGUGUUUCGUGAAUUCAAAUGCUAAUUGGGAACUGGAUCCAUUGACCUACCCGUUGGCGGAUAAACUACUUCGGGAUUGCUAUAACGAGAGCAUAUUUGAAGGAAUGGCAAAAUUAGAGCUGUUGAGAUGGGUUCAAUUGGGCAGUCAAUACUACGAAGUCGAUGUGCUAAAAGAAUACGGUAAACGAGCCACGAUACCCGAAAAAAUUUUUGCAAAACUUGGUGCUCUGACCAAUGGGGCUAAUGUUUCGGUACGAAAAAGUUGUAAACGUGAUUCUCUUUCUACGUUUGAUAUGGUGCACACAAACGACGAUGCCAUGGAGGUGAGCCAUAACUUAGAUGAUCAAGAGAUGAUCAUUAAAUGCAUCGGACUAGGGCUGCAAGUGGUCGUUAGUAGCUUGAACACAAGCAAAUUGGAACCACCGCAUGUAUACUUUCGUGAGUUGCUGACAUCGAUUGAUGUUUCCACGAUAAAUUCGGAGUUCCAAUCGAGUUUGGAAUCCUUAGUCAAGCAUAAAAAAUAUCCAGCAGCUGUAAUGUUGGUGCAACUGGUACUUUCCUAUCAAAAAGAAACAGGUGUUUUAAUUCCGGCUGAAUUCGCUGAAAAUUUGAAACGAAAAUCAUUAAAGUACUUUUUAUCCCAAAAAGAACCCGAUUACAAUAUGGCAGUGUUUGUUCUAUUGCAUUGCGAACAUCGCGAUAAAUGUCUCGAAUAUUUGCGUUGCAAUAUGCUGAACGAGUCGCAACGAGCAGCCUUCCACGCUCUGCUGGAAUUCUACUAUAUCAAUAUUGGAGAAAUGGAGAAGGCCGUUGAAGAGCGUGGCAACCGUACACGUUUCCGAUUCUUCUAUGAAUUGUGUAAAUUGGAUCCAUCGUUGAAAGCCAAGAAAACACUCUCAUUCCACAGCAUUACCGAUCUAACCAAGGAGAUGAAGAGCAAAAGUCUCAGCGUUGAUCUUCUGCGGAAGAUGAGUGAAAACUUUUCCUGGGAUUAUCAGCAGGUUCUUGUGUCGCAAAUCAUCACGACACUAAGCCUGCAGGAGUUGGAAUUUGAAGUCAGUCAAGAUAAUUUCGGCAAAGAAGUGAUUACUAUUAAAACCUCACCUGACAGUAUUCUCAGACAGUGUCAACCCUACAUAAACGAAGUCACCAAUCACGUCCUGUUGAGUUCAAAACUGAUGAAAUACGUGGAAGAAAUGAACUUCUACUUCUACGAAAUGUACAUUUGUGUGUUAGAGAUUUUCUCUCAAAUUAAUCACAUCCAGGAGGAAAUGAUUAUUUGGAAGAACAUAUUGAACUACCUGAUGGACGGACUGACCAUGAAACGAACACAUCGUGCUGGACAGAUCGAGUUGGAUGCUUGGCUGAAGCUACAGCCGGACGGCGGCAUGCUUCCGAAGAUUGCCAAAUAUCGUCUACCUUUUCUGCUUCUAAUUCGUCAUCCAUUGAAGGCACUUUUGAAGGAAGAAAUUACAAUCGAGAAUUACAAAAAAAUGUUGGUGCUGGUUGAGCUCAAAGCUCGACUCGAAAAUAUGGAUCCCCACGAUCUGCAGGACUACUUCUGUAAAUCAGCAGUCAUAAAUUCCAUAUCCGAAUAUAAAAUACAAGCAGAGGAGCUGGCACCGGCCACGGGAUGGCAUCUGCAACCGGUGAACAAUUCGUUUUUGCAAUCGAUCCUGCGUGUGGUGGACUGUGUAUCGGAUCUUUCUUCGAAACUUUUCAUCCUCUACUAUGUGACAAACAACGCACCGGAGGGAGCCGAUCAGGUGGAAGCCGCAUACGAGUGUUACAAGUUCGCUUGCCAGCACGAGGAUGACUUGGCCAGUAACGUCGAUGCCAAAGACAAAAUAGACAAAAUUAUACGCAAGUAUCCCAUUUUCAAAACGCAACAUUUGCUGUUGCAGUACGGCAUCAGCGAUGAUAAACUACUGGCACUGGUGAAGAACCCACGAGAGCUCAUAAACGCACUCUACAGUGAAACGCUUCAACGCAAGGUGGACAUCAACAGUUUGGUGUGUGAGAUUUCCAAACUACACCAGAUAGAUAUCGAUGCUAUUCAAGUAACUCUGAUUCAGAAAUGGCUCUCGAUUUUCGGAUCCGGUAACGAUUCAAGCGAAAACAUGGAAGAGACACUGUACGAGGACCAUAACAUGUCAACAGACAAUUCUGAUGUGGCCACUUCAGCCGAUGAGUACGUGGCGAGAGCUCAUUAUAUACUUAAAAGUUGGAACAAGGAAAAAAGUGUUCAGUUUCUAAUAACACAACUUUGUACGGGCGAUGCCAAUAUUGAUGCUAAAAAGCAAUUGCAAAUUUAUGACUGCUUUAGUAAAUUAAUCGAUGAUCAAUGCAUGACUUACGUAGACGUAUUCAACCCGAACCACUACAUAGUGCUGAAGUGCAUUUACUUUCUCAAAUCACUUGGUUUUAACAACCUGACUGUGAGUAAAUUUGAAGAAACGGAAAAAAUGGGUUUAUUAAAACGCCUGUGGCAAUCACAUGCAACUACUUCCAAGGGACUAGAGGUUAUCGCUUACAUUUGCUUAGGUUAUAACAUCUUUGUGCCACAGAUAUGGAAUGGAGUACUGAAGCAAAUGUCGCGUACCAAUAUGAUAUCACACUUAACCAUGCUACUGGAUAUAGUCUCGGCACGAGAACAGUUGAUUACCCUUGAAGGCUAUCGCAUGGCUUGGGAAACGGUCAUCAAAGCACCGUUCCGAAACGCUAGCCGGAAUCGUUCAUUCGAGGAAGAUGCCGUACUGGCAAAGUCACUGAUAAUGCUGCAAAAGUGUCCGAUUUCGGCUUCACUCAAUCUCAUGGACAUAGCUGAGGUUUGCAUCAAUGCCAAUCGGGUUUGCAUGGCUGCGAUAUUAGUUCCUUAUGCAAAUGAUACGCAGAAGCCAGCGUUGACAAAGCUAAUACUCAACAACAUGGAACCUACCCUGCGACAACAAAUACUUGAAUUAGAAGAAUUUGGCAUAGCAUCAGUUAUCACCCGAGCAGUUUUCAGUGCACUUAAUUUAAACAAACAGGUUUAGAGAAGUAGUAUUACAGCAUAAUUCGCAAAUUCCAAACAAAACAAAAAAACGUAUCAUGUGUCUUGUUGGAAUUGAAUAUAUACUUUUGACGAUAAUAA